Xiphophorus maculatus (southern platyfish) is the source of this 3718-nucleotide messenger RNA. RefSeq names its product guanylate cyclase 1 soluble subunit alpha 1 (gene gucy1a1). The transcript has 8 exons. Lineage: Eukaryota; Metazoa; Chordata; Actinopteri; Cyprinodontiformes; Poeciliidae. Gene Ontology annotation, molecular function: guanylate cyclase activity; heme binding. The record is from RefSeq and is a predicted model, not a curated record. Bases 272 to 2308 code for a protein of 678 amino acids. Gene Ontology annotation, cellular component: guanylate cyclase complex, soluble. Gene Ontology annotation, biological process: cGMP biosynthetic process; response to oxygen levels.
UCAUUACUUGCUCAUUGGCUUUUGGCAACGCUGGUUCCCUGCCAUCAGCUGCCCAUGCAGCUUCCCAAUGAAUAUUGUAUGCGCUCUCGGGAUGUGCUUUUGGUGAUGAUGAUUUGAAUUUGCACCUAGUCGGAGUACGAAGGUAUCCAGAAGAGCAAGAGAUGAUGGGGAUGCUCACAGAGAGCGCAGCAGCUCGGUCACAUCUGCCCCCCUCUGAAAUGAGAUAAUACUCAAGUGCAUCUAGAAGAUUGUUCGCUUGCAAAAGGGGAAGAUGUUUUGCGCUAAACUGAAAGAACUGAAGAUAUCCGGAGAAUGCCCGUUCUCCGGCAGCGCCAAAAGCGACGAGCUCGGAGACUUUGAGGAGCGCUCACUUGACGCUGCGGAUUUAUCGCCUAUUUCUAAGGACGUGCAUGGAAAAAUAAGCCAGGCUGUACCUCGACAGAAAACAAGCAGAGCCAAAGUUAACCUGCACACACUUGGAGACAGCAUCCGAAAAUUGGCAUGUCCAGAGUUUCAAAGGCUGCACACUGCUCUCCAAAGAAUGAUGACACUAGCAGAUCACAGCAGGGACUCUGGGAGUCCAGCCGCUUGCUGUUCUCACUACCAGAACUGCAGUGAUGAACUGGAGCAUUUGCUUGAGAUGAUGAACAGUUAUUCGACCAAAACAGCAAUCCCAAUGGAAGGUUUGGAAAUUGCUCUCGGCGAGGAGAUCUUCAAUAUGUGCUAUGAGGAGGACAAGCACAUUCUAAGAGUGGUGGGGGGUGCUCUGCACGACUUCCUCAACAGCUUCAACGUCUUGUUGAAACAGAGCAGCGUGCCGCCCAACCCGGACAGAGACGAUUGUGUAAACGAACCAUCGGUGCUGUGCUUAGACAAGGAUCCGGACCUGCUUACUGUCUAUUUCUUUAACCCCCGCCCCUGCACUGAGCUUUUUUUCCCUGGUGUCAUCAAAGCUGCCGCACGCCUGCUGUAUAACACUACUGUGGAUGUUUUGAAGGAUCCCCCCAAUGCUAAAGACACCAUCCUGCAGUCCAGCCCUCAGCCCAGUCUCCUGUACACAGUUAUAGUAAAGGAUGCUAAAACUCUCAGCCCCAGUCCACUCCGGGCUACCUCAGCGGGGACCCUCCCUACUUCCUUGUUCUCCACUAUAUUCCCUUUUCACCUGAUACUUGACCAAGACAUGGUUCUGGUCCAAAUAGGACAUGGGCUCAGAAAGAGACUGUUUAGGAAGGAUGGACAGAGACGGUCUUCGACCUUCCAAGAAUACUUCUCCAUUGUCUCUCCACAGAUCAAAUGCACCUUCCAGGGUAUUCUGACCAUGCUAAAUGCACAAUUUAUCAUUCGGAUCAAGCAUGGAGUUUCUACUGCAGACAACACAGGGAAGCUCAUGGACCUUAAAGGUCAGAUGAUUUACGUCUCAGAGUCAAAUGCCAUCUUGUUCUUGGGUUCACCGUGUGUAGACAAGCUGGAGGAGCUAACGGGCUGUGGCCUUUAUCUGUCGGACAUUCCUAUCCAUAACGCACUUCGGGACGUGGUCCUGGUUGGUGAGCAGGCCAAAGCCCAGGACGGUUUGAAGAAGAGGCUGGGGAAAGCCAAGGCGGCCCUGGAGCACGCUCACCAAGCCCUGGAGGAGGAGAAAAAGAAGACGGUGGACCUCCUCUACUGCAUCUUCCCUGGAAAAGUGGCACAGCAGCUGUGGCAGGGUGAAACAGUUCAGGCCAAGAAGUUUGAUCAAGUUACAAUGCUGUUCUCUGACAUAGUGGGCUUCACGGCUGUUUGUGCAGUCUGUACACCGAUGCAAGUGAUCACCAUGCUCAAUGAGCUGUACACCAGGUUUGACCAUCAGUGUGGAGAGCUGGAUGUGUAUAAGGUGGAGACCAUUGGUGAUGCCUAUUGUGUGGCUGGUGGCUUACAUAAGGAGAGUGAGACUCAUGCAGUCCAGAUUGCACUCAUGGCUCUGAAUAUGAUGGAGCUGUCAGACGAAGUCAUGACGCCAACAGGAGAACCGAUACAGAUGCGAAUUGGUCUCCACAGUGGGUCAGUGUUGGCAGGUGUAGUUGGAGUGAAAAUGCCCCGCUACUGCCUUUUUGGGAACAAUGUUACAUUGGCAAACAAGUUUGAGUCAUGCAGCCAGCCGAGAAAAAUCAACGUCAGCCCUACAACGCACAGAUCGCUGAGAGGUCGCCCAGAGUUUGCCUUUGUUCCCAGGAGCAGACAGGAGCUUCCGGCCAACUUCCCAGAAGACAUCCCUGGUGUUUGUUACUUUCUGGAGGCAGCCUUCAAAGUUUCAAAACCCACGACAAACUGAAGCCAAACUUCUACAAGUCCAAAAAUAUUAGAUAAGGUUACAUGAAGAAAAUAGUUGUAUUGUAUAAUUUAUUCCGAGUCUUUCAUUGUUUUCAAGUGAAACUAUGAUAGCAGCUGUUUAAGUAGUAGAAAUGUCAGCUUAUUGUCAAACAUGUCCUUUCUGUACUAUUAUCAGUUUGUGCAAUUGAUGUGGAGAUAAAUCCGUUUCAUCUUUCUUCCACGAUGAGUCAUCGCUGCAUUUUGAGAUCUUUGGAAAAAUUGUGCUUACAUCAGAUAUGCUGACAGUCAAAACAAGACUUAGGGACUGUUUUGUUCUUUUUUAACACAGGUAAAAACUAAUAAAAGUGGACACUAAAGAAGCACAAAAAUACACACACUACUAACUUAAAAAUAUGUUUAUGAUGUAGCUACAGACUAAGAAUGGUCAAAGAUCUAAUUUGUUUUUGUGGCACUUUGUUUUUUUAAAGUGCUUUACAAUCACAUAUGAAUUAAUGGUGUGGUUAUUUGUAUUCAGUGUUCAGAAUUGUUUAGUCCCAUGUUGGAAAGUGCAGUGGAACCCUUUCUGAACUUACAAUUACAACUUAGAAAAUAUCUUUCUUCAAAACACAGUCAAAGUUGCAAAAACAAUCUAUGAAUUUGCAUUUCUGACAGUAUUGUACAAUUUAUGUUAGUGAGCAGGUUCCUUUAACGUUUGAAUGAAUUGCUAAUCAUGGCAUCAGUACACAUAAUAAUACUUGCACUGGCUUUGUGCCUUUCAAAUAAAACUAAAUGUUAUAUGUGAUUCCUGUAUCCGAGAUCUGACAUCCACGACAAAUUCAGUGCACCAAUUCAAGCUUAUACAUUAAGGUAGGGAUUAUAUAAUUAUGUUAUUUUAAAAAAAAUUUAUUCUACCUGCCAAAGUACAAAGACAAGAUAUUUGACAAGAUUUCUUUCAAAGAUAUCUACCAAAAAAGAUAUUUAAGAUGCAGAAUUCACUUUUAUGAAAUUCUGUUAAUGCAGAACAGAUUAAGGUGCCUUAUUGGAACACGAUAGACAUGUGCCAAGUAGAUGAGGAUUUUUUAAUCACACAUAUAAUCAAUAAAGUUUCUAAUUCACUUUAAAAUAGACUAGAGUGAUAUAUGAAUGACAUUUCUCCCACUAGCAGAAUAAUAGACGUGUUUAUCUAACUGUGUGUGGCUUGUUGACACAAAGCAUUGUCUUCAUAUUAGUUCCCUAAUAAGGUAUGUUUUUUCAUUUGUACUCAUCCUACUGUGCACAUCUGUAACAUAUUUAUUACAUGAGUUGUUAACACACCUUUAAUAUACAGAGGAAAUAUAACACAGGACAAGUUCAAUGAAUGUCUUUCUACCACUCACAGCAAUGUGCUUUAAUUAUUGUUAUAUAUCAAAGUGCAAUAAAUAUUGUCAUGAAA